CAUGGCUGUUUCGCGCUAGGUUUAGGUCUCUCCAUUCCUCCACUUGCUUUGCUGGAUCGACGAGCGGCGGAGCGCGGCGCCAAGCGCUAGAUCUCGCGGCCAACAGGUAGUGUUCUUGACAGAUUCCACCGGCGCGGCGGCCGGGAUCGAGAAUGCGCUGCCAUAGCCCGCGGAUACUCCCGUAAUUUUGCCGCGGCGAGCUCCCGCUAGGCUUGGAGUUGGGGUUUCUUCCGUCCUUGUCGGUCGUCGGUGGGGGAUCGAUGAGCUUGGGGGCGAGAAUUUGAGCUUGGAUUGAGGCGAAUUGGGCGUGGCCAUGGAGAGCGAGCCCGGCGUGACUUUGGGGACGAGCUACUACCAGCACCAGUUCUUUCCAGGGGGGGAUCUUAGCCUCGCGCCCGACCCGGGUGAGGUGAAAUGGGGGCGCUAUGUGGAGACUCGGGGGCCUGAGAGGAAUGACUGGGAUGUCAAGGCCUGGAAUUGGGACAGCCUGCUCUUCCUGGCACAGCCCUCGUCGGCAGACAAAGCUGGUUCCAACACGCAACUUGACCACCACCACCACCAUGCUGCUACUCCUGCCACUGGGCUCAGCUUAAAGCGCGAUCAGGAAUGGCUGGCCUCGUCGCCAAUGAAUGCGACCAAGACAAUCGUAUUGGAUGCAUCAUCCACUGACGAGGACGAUGCCGAGUGCCUGACGCUCAAGUUGGGUGGUCGUACGUACUCGUCUACGGACGAGUCCGCUAGGAAUGGGAAACGGCAGAGGUCGACGUCUCCUGGUUCUAGCUGCCAGCAGCCACAGCAGCCACAGCAGCAACAGCAACAAUCGCAGCAGCAGCAGUAUCCAAUGUGUCAAGUUGACGAUUGCAAGGCGGACUUGAGCAAUGCGAAGGACUAUCACAGGCGCCAUAAAGUCUGCGAGAUGCAUUCCAAGGCCGCGAAGGCUCUCGUGUCACGAAACAUGCAGCGGUUCUGCCAGCAAUGUAGCCGAUUUCAUCCACUUCAGGAGUUUGAUGAAGGAAAAAGGAGCUGCCGACGGAGACUUGCCGGGCACAACAGGCGGAGGAGGAAGACACAGCCUGAUGCCGCAGCAGCUCAAGCUUUCCUGCUGUCAGAAGACGAUGUAGCUGGCAAAAGUGCCGGGCUGCUGAAGCUGCUGCAAGUUCUAUCACAACUACAAGCAGCCAGCGCUCUUGAAAAAGCAAACGCUGUCCAGGAGCGUGAUCUGGCCCUCGAGUAUCUCAGAAGAGCCGUGUCCGUGUCAACUGCCCUGGGGGACUGUAGCAAGGAAGGCAAUGGCUUCGGCCAAAAGCCUGAAGUGAAGUCACCGUACGAUGCUCAGGUUCUCUCGGCCCUACCGGGCUUACCUUUGCUGGAUGCGUUCUCCGUCUUGCUCCAGAACAACUUGAAAGCUCAGGCAAAGGAACUACCAGCGCCAGUGGUGUCUCAACCUCUGCAAAACGGAACCGACUACUUGCCAAGAGGAAGUCAUGCUCCGCCACCACCAACGUCAAGGCCGGCACAUUCCGUAAUUGAGGUCGAUGGUCCGUCAGGACAUAAACCUUUUCCUUUCCAAUCGCCCGUGGCUGCUGCUGUCAAUAAGGCUGCUGUUGCUCCCGACUCGAGAGACGCAGUCAGGCCAUCACUGCUUGGACUUCUGGGAGCACGCGAUAGACCUCCCAGUCCUGCCGUACCUCCAACAUCGUUUAUUCAGGCUGGACAUUCUCAACAGUCAAGUGAAUCCCAAUCGGGCUCCGAGCAAUCGCCUGAUAGUUCCUACGCUGAUUGGCAGGAGCGAACGGGAAGGAUAUCUUUUAAGCUGUUUGACAGGAAUCCUGGUGAUUUUCCGCAGCUCUUACGAGCACAGAUUCUUGAAUGGCUCUCACAUGUUCCCUCCGACAUGGAAAGCUACAUUCGACCUGGCUGCGUUGUACUGGCUAUCUUUUUAUCUAUGCCAAAUUCUGCAUGGCAAAAGCUCUGCAAUGACCUACUUGGGAAUCUUAAGCGGCUAAUUGAUUCGUCUCCUACCGACUUUUGGAACAAAGGCCGGAUACUUGUGCAAGUUUGCGAUCAAUCUGCAUAUGUAGUCGAUGGGAAGGUGCAAGCUGUCAGCCUAAAAUCAAGAGAUUUUCCCGAAAUUUUGGCUGUUAGACCUCUUGCAGCUGUAAGAAACGAGGAAACAAGAUUUUUGGUGCACGGUGUUGACCUCGCUGGUGCAGAUACGAGAAUUUACUGUGCGUUCCAUGAUGAAUAUAAUCUUCAAUCAUGGAGCGAAAUUGACGCAAACGAAGAGGAUGCUGAAGGCAGUUUGUGUUUCACACACACUCCGUGCGAGUCUAUCGGCCGGUGCUUCAUUGAGGUGGAGCGCAAUGGCGGCAGCAGCUUUGCACCCGUUUUGGUUGCAGACAAUGCAAUUUGUGACGAAGUGCGAAGCUUGGAAGAGGAUAUAGAGAUUGCUUCGUCAAGAGCAGGGGCCAUGGCAGACAGUUGUGCGUUCCCAGAGGAGUACUCUGUGGCUUUCGUUGAUCUGGUGGAGCUGGCUGUAGAACACGAGACGUCCAGGUUCUUGCAUGAACUGGGAUGGGUGUUCCAGAAGCAACACUGGCAGUUGAUGAAGAAACAAGAUCAUUGCGAUCUCCGCAGCUCAACGAUGAAGUGGCUGCUGAUGUUCGCGGUGGAGCGCGAGUGGUGUGCAGUGGUGAAGGCACUCCUGGACACGCUCUACAGCUUCCAGAGCACCGGGAAGGUGGAGGACGUUGCGGACGUAUUAGAAAGUGUCAACCUUCUCCACAGGGCAACAAGCCGGAACAGCAUCACUAUGGUAGAGUUCCUCUUGACGUAUCAAAGCCCGGUGGCGAAGAGAAAAGAGAGCUACGUAUUCUCGGCCGCUACGGCUGGGCCUGCGGGACUGACGGCUUUGCACGUCGCAGCGUGCAUGAUAGGAGCGGAUCGAGUCGUUUCCGCCUUGACGAGUGACGCUUCACAGGUUGGCUUGCAAUCUUGGAACUCCGCUCGAGACAUUAACGGCCAGUCUCCAUUCGACUGUGCACUGUCUCACGGGAACUUCACGUACAUUCAGCUGGUAUGGAGCAAGAUCGCGGCGUCCAGAGGCAAGUCUAUUCCAUCUCAAGCCACUAACUGGAUCCAAAACGCGUUGAGCAUCGAGCUGCCGCCAUGGCCGUCGUCGUCGACUCAAACUCCAGGAGGAUCCAAGGUGCUGCUUCCAGCUUCUUGCGGGAGCGAAUGCGUCGCAGCAGCAGCUGGGCAGCAUCCUGUCCGGCAAAACUUUGCGGGCAUUCGGGGUCCCAUGUACAGGCCCUUCAUCCUGUCCAUGGUGGCGAUAGCGGCGGUGUGCGUGUGCGUGUGCCUGCUGCUCAAGAGCCCCGUGGAAGUGCGCUUCAUCUCGCCUUUCACAUGGGAGUCCGUCCAGUUUGGCCCCAAAUAAUAAUGUGGUUGUUUGUAAUAUAAAAAUCUAAAUCCAAUCUAAAAUAAAUCAACAGUUUAGCAUAUACAAUUUACCCAA
This is a messenger RNA of Selaginella moellendorffii, 3517 nucleotides long. Its product is annotated as squamosa promoter-binding-like protein 1. The record is from RefSeq and is a predicted model, not a curated record. The transcript has 10 exons. Gene Ontology annotation, cellular component: nucleus. Bases 314 to 3439 code for a protein of 1041 amino acids. Gene Ontology annotation, molecular function: DNA binding. Lineage: Eukaryota; Viridiplantae; Streptophyta; Lycopodiopsida; Selaginellales; Selaginellaceae.